GAGAAAUCUCAGGAUUGCAUGUAUCUCCAGUACUGUAAAGUGUGUCAGUCUUAUAAGGCACCACGUUCACACCACUGCCGAAAGUGUAACAGAUGUGUCAUGAAGAUGGAUCAUCAUUGCCCUUGGAUCAACAACUGUUGUGGAUACCAGAAUCACGCGUCUUUCACUCUGUUUCUCCUCUUAGCUCCACUGGGAUGCAUUCACGCUUCUUUCAUAUUUGUUAUGACUAUGUACACUCAGCUUUACAACAGAAUAUCUUUUGGGUGGAGUUCUGUAAAGAUUGACAUGAGUGCAGCCAAGAGAGACCCUCGACCCAUUAUUCCCUUUGGACUGUCUGCAUUUGCUGCAUCUUUGUUUGCCUUAGGACUGGCAUUAGGAACAACUAUUGCCGUUGGUAUGCUGUUUAUUAUCCAGAUGAAAGUCAUUUUGACAAAUAAAACUUCAAUCGAGUCAUGGAUUGAAGAAAAGGCCAAAGACAGAAUCCAGUACUACCAAACGGGUGAGACCUUUAUUUUUCCCUAUGACAUGGGAAGUAAAUGGAAGAACUUCAAGCAAGUGUUUACAUGGUCUGGGAUUCCAGAGGGAGAUGGCCUGGAUUGGCCAGUAAGAGAUGGCUGUCAUCAAUACAGUUUGACGAUAGAGCAACUGAAACAGAAAGCAGACAAGCGAGUAAGAAGUGUGCGGUAUCGAGCAGUAGAAGAUUACAGUGGUGUCUGCUGCCCUGUGACUAAAGGUGUUAAAACAUUCUUCACAACACCGUGCACUGAAGAACCUAGAAUUCCACUGAGUAAAGGGGAUCUGAUUUUAGCCACAAGAGGCUUAAAACACUGGAUGUAUGGUGAGAAGAUUCUCGACUCAGCUGCUGAUGGUGGAAUAAGAGAACGAGGCUGGUUCCCUAGGAAAUGUGUGGAAAAAUGCCAAUAUGACUCUGAAACGGAUCAACCAGUGGAUGGAGAGAAGAAAAAGAGAUAGCCUUCUGAUUUUUUUUAAAUAAGAAAUGGAAUUUUUACUUCAGACCACAAUCCUUUACUU
Messenger RNA from Eurypyga helias (sunbittern), 1032 nucleotides. It is a transcript of the gene ZDHHC6, whose product is annotated as zinc finger, DHHC-type containing 6. The record is from RefSeq and is a predicted model, not a curated record. Gene Ontology annotation, molecular function: palmitoyltransferase activity; protein binding. NCBI's taxonomy places the organism in Eukaryota, Metazoa, Chordata, Aves, Eurypygiformes, Eurypygidae. The transcript has 9 exons. The annotation marks the transcript as partial. Gene Ontology annotation, cellular component: Golgi apparatus. Gene Ontology annotation, biological process: protein palmitoylation.